This is a messenger RNA of Drosophila obscura, 817 nucleotides long. RefSeq lists its product as uncharacterized. The transcript is spliced from 2 exons. The record is from RefSeq and is a predicted model, not a curated record. Bases 119 to 787 code for a protein of 222 amino acids. Lineage: Eukaryota; Metazoa; Arthropoda; Insecta; Diptera; Drosophilidae.
ACUCGAGUGCUCACUGUUCAGACUGCUCGACUGUCUCAAAUGGAGAGUGUCAAAAAACGGUUUUAAAAUUUGUUUUAGUAUUUUUUUAAUCAUUUUAGUUUAUUUUUUAUUCGUCAAAAUGUCUGUGUGUGUGCCCUCGCCCGACGCACAUUGGACCCUAAAAUUCAGAGAUUUUCGCAAACCCUUUCCAGCUAGUAAGGUGGCCAAUGCCACCUUUAAGGUCAUCCGCUUCUUGUAUCCACCCUUCGCCCUCGGUGGAACGGAUAUCAUCCCCGUGGUGGAUGAUCCCCAACUAGAUUUCGCUUUAAUUUUCCUGAUUUUUUGGAUUGCUUUGAUCCUUGGCCGUCUGUCCUAUGCGGCCUACAGAAUCAUGUUUUUGGUGCAACACUCGCCGGCCAGCAAAGUGCGGUCGAAGCGGCAGAGGGGAUUCUGGGACCGCUACGGUACCGAUGAUCCCUUGCUCGACCCGUGCAUGGCUGUCCACACAAACAGCACGAGUAUACUGCCACUUCUAGACCUGCACUGCCAUCAGGCAGAAGAGAAGAAAGAGCGAGUUGGAAACGUCUGGGUGGAGCAGCAGCCAGUUGCCAGUCCAAGGGUCGUGCCGAGUGGCAAGUAUACGAAGAGCAUCACGUGCCAAUUCCUCGAAAUUGAAGAAAAAACGGAAAUCGAUCUGACGGAACUUAUCGAGCGGAUCGACGAAACGGUGCAGCAGCGUAAAACAAAAAAAACCAGACGCAGCAAAAAUUGGCCGCAAAUUAAAUCAGUAAUAACUUUUGGGAAAUAAUUUCUGCGGCACAUCAUACAUUAUGCAAAA